This is a messenger RNA of Osmerus eperlanus (European smelt), 2017 nucleotides long. RefSeq names its product proton channel OTOP3-like. The transcript has 9 exons. Gene Ontology annotation, molecular function: proton channel activity. Gene Ontology annotation, biological process: proton transmembrane transport. The record is from RefSeq and is a predicted model, not a curated record. Lineage: Eukaryota; Metazoa; Chordata; Actinopteri; Osmeriformes; Osmeridae. Bases 248 to 2017 code for a protein of 589 amino acids. Gene Ontology annotation, cellular component: membrane.
AGAAUGGUGGCUCUGUAAGCCCCGCCUCAGGUGGCCGUCCACGGGCUUCAGGGUGUAGGAUUUCACCUCCCACGGGAGGACAGCUCAGGUGAAGGGCAGCAACCAGAUCUCUAUGUAAAGGGAGGAUGCUGUGGCUCAAAAGCUGUCAUCCCCAACAGUAGGUCGAGUUUCUUGUGGGGUACUCUAGCUUGAGGUUGUCAAGACAACAGAAGGUCCGGAGAGGUACCCGACACUACUACAGUUAGACAUGCAGCCUGAGAACGGCUCACUCGGCGGCGAUAAGUCAACAGAGGCGGGUGUGUCCUGGGGAAAGGACCUGCACGACGAGGAAGAUCCCAGGAGCGAGGGGCACUCGGACCCAGACGGAGACCCAGUCCUGGUGUGGGUUCCCAGCGGGAGGCGGCUCAUCUCUGGGCUGCUGGGCCUCAACGUGGUGCUGCUGGGGGCAGCGCUGGUGGCUGGACAGGCUUUCAACCCAGAGGGUCUGAAGCACCAGGAGCCUCUGGUGUUCAUACUGCUCCUGAUGGGACUCAGCAUGGGGUGGAUGCUGUGGUACCUGCUGUGGGCCAGGAAGAAACCGGGGAGAUCCCCACACAAAGACCACCAUGCUGGGGGUGCGCCCAUCAGAGUGGUCCUCCUGCUCUUUGCUGUGUUGAGUCUCCUGCUGCAUGUCUUCAGGAUGGGCUACGCCGUCCUGAUGAAGGAGUGUUCUCCAGCUGCUAAAGUGAUCUUCCCUUUUGUGGAGGCUCCCUUCCUGGGGCUGCAGAUGUAUUUUAUCUGGGCUCAUUCCAAAGAUUGCAUUCACAAGCACAAGAUCAUAACCAGGUCUGGCCUCAUGGUGACCCUCAGUGCAGACCUGUUGCUGUGGCUACAUGCCAUCUCAGAAGACACAGUGCACCAGGAGAUUGAGUUAGAAAAGGAUGAUUAUGACGAAGAUGAUUUUACUAACACUUCAUAUCGCAUUCCAAUGUUCUCAGGUGUGAUCAAUGCAACCCUAUGCAAGUGCAGUGCGAGUGCAGUUUGCCUUGUGUUCCGGAAAGGCUACGAAGUCCUGUACCCCUUCAACAUAGAGUUCUAUCUGAUGGCUGGCUGCAUGCUCUACGUCAUGUGGAAGAACGUGGGUCGGAGGGUGAGUCCUGGCCCCCACCCACCUCACGGCCAGAAGCUGACCCUACACAUCGUUCGCGAGGGUGGGAUCUUGUUCGGCCCCCUGCUGGGUUUUCUGGUCCUCGUAGCGGGGGUGACUUCCUUCGUCCUGUAUCAAGUGUGGGUUGGCCAACGCCAGCACCGUACCAAUGCCUUCCUCAUAUUCUAUGGCUACCAUCUGGCUGUGAUGCCCGUCAUGUCCAUCUGCUGCCUGGCUGGCAUGCUGGUCCACAAGCUGGAGAGGAGAGCCACCGAGGGAGGGCACAACCCCACGCGUAGCCUGGACGUGCUUCUCCUGGUGGGAGCCGCCCUGGGCCAGCUGGGCCUGUCGUACUUUUGCGUGGUGGCUGCUCUGGCUUUGGGGCCUAGCGGGGCCCUGGGAAGCCUGGACCUUGCCUACUCCCUCCUCAGCCUGCUGGAGCUCCUGCUCCAGAACAUCUUCAUCAUCGAGGGCCUCCACAGACACCCCAGUCUGGCCCUCGCCAAAAGCAAAGAAAGAAAGAGAAGCAGCAUAUUCAAGCUGAAACGGAAAGACAACGGGGAAAUGAGCGAAGUCAGUCCAUCAAUAGACAUCUGCAUGGCAGCGGGAGGAAGUGCUUCUCCCCCACCAGCUGAGAAGCAGGGAGGGGGAGGCAAAGCACCCUGGACCAAGAGGGCCAUGCAGGAGAUCUGUGCCUUUCUCAUCCUGUCAAACAUCAUGCUGUGGGUCAUCCCUGCCUUCGGGGCCAACCCCCAGUUUGAGAACGGUUUGGGGAAGAAGUUCUUUGGGUUCACUUCCUGGUUCGUGCUAGUCAACCUGGGCCAGCCCUUGGGAGUCUUCUACAGGAUGCACUCUGUGGGAGCCCUGGUGGAGCUGUUGAUCACUGCCUGA